GUCGAUCCUGUCUGACGCCGAUAGCUGUACUCCCGAGAAGCUAGCAUACGUCCUGAAGCUCCUGACUGGUGUAUGUGUUGAUGCCCACGGGCCCCUCUCCUCCGUGUUGGGCUCUAGUGGCAGCCUCCCACAACACUGCGUUAGACUGUGUUGUCAAGCUGGAUUCUUCGAGGCCGAAAUGACCUUUGCGAAGUUGCAGGGCAUUGAUGUGGCCGAUUUGUUCGAUCGGGCUUUGGAACUUCACGACUGGGAUACGUGUUUGGAGGCACUCGCCGAGAGAGCCACUCCUGAACGGCUAUCAGCGAUGGCUCGAGAGCUCGAGCGUUGUGGUGAACUGGGGUGGCUUAUGGGAGCAAGGACUGAGAAAAGCGCUGCCGAGGCUGCUACUGCGGAAAAGCUCCUCGAUGUCAUUGUCUCGUCCGCUAGACCCGAGAGUGUGAGAGAGCUGGAGCAGUUGUGGGCCGUGUUGACCAAAAGCGGCGAUCGAGAGCACGCGGCAAGGCUGGCUAUCAGAGGAUACAUUGACUAUGGCGGACGCGUGUGGAUGCCGGAGCCUCCUCGAGGCUUCGUUGCUGCGGACUGUACUACCCCUCCCGGUGAGGUUCCGUAUGAGCUUCGGCAACCUGAGGUUGUGGAGUUGGUGGAGAACUCAGAGCCAGAGGUUGUUCUGUCAACAUUGAAUCGAUUACAGUGCCAAAAGAAGACCUUGUUGUUGGCCAACACUAGUCUGAAGCGCAUGAGUUCCCCCCGGGGAGUGUUCGUCGCUCUCCGAAGUGGCGAACUAGCUGCUGAAGGGUCGAGGUUCCUCUUUGUCGACCCUGCCUGGGUUCAACUCAGACUCCGUUACGUUUCGCUCUACUCAGCGGUGGUAGAACUUACCCAUGUCAGUGUUGGCGCUGUUGACCCAUGGCGUCUCUGUCGAAUAGGCUCAUCCUUGGGUCUCCUGAAGCCGGCUGUGGAAUUGGCCCGUUUGG
This is a messenger RNA of Perkinsus marinus ATCC 50983, 974 nucleotides long. RefSeq lists its product as hypothetical. The annotation marks the transcript as partial. The record is from RefSeq and is a predicted model, not a curated record. The transcript has a single exon. NCBI's taxonomy places the organism in Eukaryota, Perkinsozoa, Perkinsida, Perkinsidae.